AUGUACCGGGACUACGUGCUCACGCGGAUCAUUCCAGCUAUCAAGGCAACGUUCCCUACCAUCAACAAGCGCGUAGUUCUCCAGCACGACAAUGCAACGCCACAUGGAGGCAUCACCGACGCUGACCUUGUGCCGGUCUCGACGGAUGGGUGGUCGUUUGUCGUUCGCUGCCAGCCACCAAACAGCCCAGAUCUCAAUGUGUUGGGUCUGGGCUUUUUCGCGUCAAUCCAAUCUUUGCAGUACAAAUUGGUUAGUCGCACUGUGGAAGAUGUUAUUCGUGCUACGCUCGCUGCGUUUGACCAGAGUGGCGGAGAGGCUCUGGACAAAGUGUUUCUUACCUUGCAAGCGGUGAUGCGCCUUGUCUUGGAGAACAAUGGUGGCAACCACUUUCGCCUGCCGCACUUGCGCAAGGAUGCGCUGCGUCGUGCCAAAGCGCUCAUGCCGAAUGUCUCGUGCUCUGCAUCUCUUUUGGGUUAA
This is a messenger RNA of Aphanomyces astaci, 477 nucleotides long. RefSeq lists its product as hypothetical. The record is from RefSeq and is a predicted model, not a curated record. Gene Ontology annotation, molecular function: nucleic acid binding. Bases 1 to 477 code for a protein of 158 amino acids. The transcript has a single exon. Lineage: Eukaryota; Oomycota; Saprolegniomycetes; Saprolegniales; Verrucalvaceae.